This is a messenger RNA of Paramecium octaurelia, 636 nucleotides long. NCBI's taxonomy places the organism in Eukaryota, Ciliophora, Oligohymenophorea, Peniculida, Parameciidae. The record is from the annotation of a GenBank genome assembly.
UAUGGAUUCAAAUGACUAAGACAAAUACAAUGUUUAAAUAGUAGUAAAAUUCCCAGAUAUACCUAAAACUGACUUUGUGAGUUACAUUUAUCAUUUUGAAGUCAUAGGCAAAUAAGAAUAUACAUUCUUAUAGUAGUUUUAUCCAUUUCAUUUGGAAAUGAAAGAUCAAUUAGAAUUUCCUCCGUAUUAUUCGAUUGACAUUUGUGGUAUCUGCAAACGUUAAAAUUAUUUAAAAUAAGUAGAUUAAUGCUUGUCUGGAAGUAGGUAUUGUGAAUCUGAUCCAGAUGGUCCUGGCCCUUUGAAAGGUGCAGAUUCUUUAAGAGAAAUUAUUAGAUAAUUGUGCAUAUUCAAAUAGGAUAAAGAUAAAUGGUGGAAGUAUGUCUUAAAAUUCGGCAAUUAAUGUUUAUAGAAUGCAUUUCUCCUUCUUGCUCAUUUGAUAUUAUGACCAAGGUGGGUAUAGAUGCUGAAGAAGUAAAGACAUGCUAUGCUAUGUCAAAAGUUUUGUCAACGGGAGUGAAGACCAAGGAGAGAAUUCUUUACUUAAUGAACAAUUGGAUUUUCAGAGGAAGAACAAUGUACAUUAUAAUCCUUAUUUACAAAUCAACUGCAUCAGAUACAAGGGAAGGUUGACUUUCC